Aureobasidium pullulans EXF-150 is the source of this 1233-nucleotide messenger RNA. RefSeq lists its product as uncharacterized. Gene Ontology annotation, biological process: regulation of transcription by RNA polymerase II. NCBI's taxonomy places the organism in Eukaryota, Fungi, Ascomycota, Dothideomycetes, Dothideales, Saccotheciaceae. The transcript is spliced from 2 exons. Bases 1 to 1233 code for a protein of 410 amino acids. The record is from RefSeq and is a predicted model, not a curated record. Gene Ontology annotation, molecular function: DNA-binding transcription activator activity, RNA polymerase II-specific; zinc ion binding.
AUGCCGUUAAGUGAAAACGACAAGCAAGAACGAGCAGAAGCACGCGCUAGACAAAGGCGUGCGCACAAGAAAUCGAGAAACGGCUGCUCGCAAUGCAAGCGAAGACACAUAAAGUGCGAUGAAAGCCAGCCGGCAUGCUCAAGCUGUGUUGUUGCUGGCCUGGACUGCCCUUUUCUAUCGGAUCCCAAUAUACGCGGCACUGGCCAAUCGCCUGUGACGACAACCUCGCGGCCGAGUCCUACUACCACGCCUCGAUCGAGGUCGUCUACAGGCGCACUUCCUAGCUCUACUUCUAACGAACCCGGUUGCUGCGAUGGAGAAGUCAAUAUGGUUCAUCUGCAAUUAUUCAGCCACUUCAUGAGCGAAACUAGCCGUACAUUCAUCAAGUCGGAUAUUUCGCUUGACAUCUACCUCAAAAAUCUGCGAGAAUGUGUAUUUGGUCAGAAAUACCUCAUGCAUGAAGUCCUGUCACUAGCCGCACUUCACAUGAGUCUGCAGAUGAACAACAACCAAAGUCCAGAUCAAGUCAUGUAUUAUCAACAUCUUGCGACAUCAUUGCAAUCUAAGGCACUUGCCGGAUUCAAUGAAGCUGUGCAAGAGAUCAACGAAAGGAAUUGCUUGACGCUGCUGAUUUUCUCGCACAUGCUCGGAGUGCAUUCCUUCUGCGAAGUCUUCAUCUCACAAGACGAAUCGUUCAGCAACUUCCUGACUCGCUUAUUACAAGCAAUCCACCUUCUUCGUGGUAUCAAUUCCGUCAUUCAACCUUGGUGGCACGUCUUAUCUACAACCGACAUGAUUCAUCUGAUGCGAGAAGGUGAAGCGCACCGCAUCGCGAGAGAAUCUUUGGAGACUACAGUGCCGCAUCUACACGACUUGAUGGCGACUGCCGACAUCAGCGAGACAAGCCUCCGUAUAUACCAAGAAGCGCUUCGUCGAUUGGAUCUCGCUCUUCAUGGGUCCUCGGAGCCGCGCGACGAUAUCAACAUUGUAUUUGCAUGGCUAGUCACGUCACCGAAGGAAUACACUGAUCUGCUGGCUGAACGGCGACCGGAAGCUCUCGUGUUACUGGCUUACUAUGCAGUCGUCUUGCACAGAAGACGCAACUCGUGGCUCAUAGGUACAGCUGGACGGAGGAUGUAUGGAUGGAUCCGUGACUAUCUAGGAGAUCGGUGGGCGCAUUGGUUGCCUCCCGUGCAAAUGUUUGACAUGACUGAGGCUCAAACACCAGCGUAA